UUUCUCACUUGAUAAUAUCACAACAGGAUCGCUAUAAGAAGACUUACUAUGAUACUAUAAAAAAGUGUUAUAUAUAUAUAUAAAGUACUUCGUGGGGAGCUUUUUGAGAAGGGUUUGUUUGAGUAAUUUGACACAUUAGUGGCGUUAAUCCAGUGGAUAAGUCUGAUUCAGUUCAGAAAUUCAGUUAAACAUCAGUGUGUGCAAAACCAACUGCAACGUUUCAACGGCUGUUCUUGCUUUGAUUUCCCCUUCCUGCUCAGAGGUGAAGAACAAUAAAUAAAGUGAGGCUGUCCACAAAACCUCACAAAGACUGAAGGAAAGAGUACAAUGUGAGUCAGCUUUGGUAUUUGUCGGUGAGUUCAUAACUGAAAAGGCCAUGAAGACGAGCUUGGCAUGCAUUCUUAUUUUCAUUCAGCUUUUUGAAGCCUCUGCAGAGUUGAUCCUCCAGCAGCUGAUGGAGAGCCAGUCUCUGGAGCUCUCCUGCUCCCCCCAGCUGGGGGCCGGCCGCCUGACGGGCCUCCACCUUUACCACCGCAGCGCCCACAGCCAGACCACCCUGCUGUCCCUGGCUGUGGGGGGGGAGCCCAGGGUCGCCCCGGGGCACAGGGGGCGUCUGCAGCUCCAUGGAGGUCUGGAGUCCCCGCAGGUUAAUGUGACCGUGUCCCAGUUACAGCGCAGCGACACUGGGCUCUACAUGUGGGAGCUGAGCUACACUGAGGACAACAGGUCGGAUCAGAUCCUCCUCAGCGCCCAUCAUGUUUUCUUGUUGGUUGAAGGGACAGGAAGGUCAUGCCAGUGCUCUCCCAGCUACCCUCCUCUGCUCUUCACCAUCUUCACAGUAGCGGGGUUUCUUCUGCUCACAAUCAGCUGGCUGGCCGUAGACAAAUGUGUGAAGGCGAGGUAUCAUCACAGACCACAACCUCCGGUUCCUAUCUAUGAGGAAAUGACCAGGAAGCAGCAGAGCGCUGAAAAUAACCCUGAGACGCCCUCACAGCGGGAGGAAGCAGACUACCCUGUGUACGCUAACCCAAACAUCCGACAACCACAGGACAACUACUACGCCUGUCCCAGACAGCUCGCCCUCAGAGCGUGACUUCUGGCACUCAUGGUGCAGCAACGAUUCACAGGAAGUGACAUCAGCUCUGUACCGCCUUUGAUAUGAGAGUGAGAGGCUUCUCCUCAUCCAGGAAGUAAGAAAAGUCUCAGUUUGGUGGAACAGCGACAAACGACAAAUAGGACGUUUUUAACAGCCAAGAAAAAAAUGCUAUUUUAUUAAUAUUUGAAAGAAGCUCCAUAGUUCAUGAAAACAUUUGUCUCGGUGCAUGUCAUUUAACAAUCACAUUCUAUGAGGAGAAAGAGAUAUACAGAGAGAAAAAAUAAAACAUUACAAGCCACUGACUUUUCAUUAAAUCUCAGUACAGACAUUUUUACUUAAUAUUUCAAAAAACAAAAACAAAAAAAGGCAAAAAAAAAAUAAAGCAGCCCUAAUCCCAUAUCCCCCACCCCACCCUAAAAAAAAAACUUUAAAACUGAGAAAACCCCUCGAGGGUGACAGGCUAGAAUCCCACAGUGCUAAAGAGUGAGACGCUCAUUGGUUUUAGGAAUACACAGCAUGGCGAUGUAGCGCUAGGUCAAUCUGAAUCAGGGGAAGGAAGCUGGAGGUGGAGGGCUAUACAUGUGUCACCUCUCCACCCCCCCUCCACCCCCUUAAAAGACAAAUACAAACACAUUGGAUCCCAAAAACCCCUGCAAUAGAUGAGCCACUUAAGAAGUAGGCCAUAAAAUCCCCAUCUUCCAACCCCCCCCCCUCCCUCCCUCCCCCACAAACACUUGUGCAUAGUUUCAUGAUCCUUUACAACCAGCUCAUGUUUUACAAACAUCCUCCAAAAUGUGAAAAAUGUUCCACAAAAGUCUGAUUUAUCUAUUAAUAAUACCCGCUGUGGGAGAAUGAGAGAAAGAGUAAUGCACAAUGUUCCUGCUUCAGUCAGGACGGGACCUCAUUAAGGAAACACAAUAAAGAUUCAAACAUACAGCAUGUUGCAUGUUAUUCACGGUCUCUCCUUCUUCUUUUUUAACAAUCAAAAUUAUUGACCUUUUUUCUUUUUAAAUGUAAAGCAAUUUAAUAUAUAGAUUUAUAUAUAAAGCACUCCAUUUUCAUUUAAAGUCCAUUAUUUGGUUAUUAUGUAACUGCUACGGAUUUAGAAACAAAAGGUAUUUUUCUCUUCUUCUGAAAUCCAUAACUUUCAGUGCUUAGAAUUGUUUCUUUUAAAUUAUCCUUUUUCAUUUUAUUUUAUUCUUUUCAUCAUAAAAAUGUACAUUAAAAUGGCGUGGAGUUGGUACUCUGGAACCCUGGCCUUCCUGAGACAAGAUCCACUUUUUCGUGUGUGUGCAAGAUAGUGAGCAAUUAUGUCUUUUUUUCUUUUCUUUUUUCUUAUAUAAAAGGAAAAUAUAUAUAAUCAACAUAAAACAUACAGGCUUCAGAUGAAACAUUAACACAGAGAAGGUGAAACAGAACGAGACAACACUGUUCGAUCCCAGAGUUCUGAAAGUAGCACAACAAAUCUUCAUUCUUUGAGGUGUUGCACUUUUCUAAAAAUUGGAAGCAUUUGUCCUUUUUUUUUCUUCUUUUUCCAACAUUCCCAUGGUUUGAUUCCUUUGUGUGGCUGAUUUUUUUUUUUUUUUUUUUUUUUGAACUCCAGAAAAAAACAAAGUGUUUGUAAACCGUCAGUGGCCUUGCAGGAAAAAACAAAUGACAACAUGAGUGAAUUGAACAUAAGUGAUAACCGAACGAAAGCGAACAAACCAAAAAGGUAGGCACCUCUGAAGUGAGCCCUAGAAGCCAAGGCUCAGUCUGAUGUCGCUCCUUCACUCUCUCCCUUGCUCAGAUUUGGGAGAGCUGAAGUCCUUCUACCCCAAUCUAUGGCCACAGGUCUGCAAAAUACUUUUUUUGCUGCAUUUUUUAUACAUAUGUGAUUUUUUUUUUCUUUUCUUGUUUAUUUUUGUAGGUUUAUAGUCCAAAAAAAUGGUGCAAUACUCAAUUAUGAUCCAUACUUUCUUGGAUUAUUCCACAAUGAAAGCCACUAAGGUAGAUAAACAUUACAUUUUGAAAAACACACUUAUUUUAGUCCUUGAGUAAACAUUUACACAUGAACUGUCCCCGUCUCCCCUCAGUACUUGUAUCAUGUUGUUCGUUUAGCUGGAUGAGGGGUGAGGCCGACACUCAGUGCAACGCUAGAGGCUAGUAACAAUUAACAUCAGAAUAUAUUUUUUGACAAGCAAAAAAAACAAAACAACAAAAGUAUACUGAAUUGAAAAGAAACACGAGGCGGAAAUUCCUCCGCUGUAAUCACGAGCUCUCACAUAUUUUCACCUCACACGCUAAACAUUCAUUCAACAUACAGUACAAGCA
Molecule: messenger RNA, 3409 nt
Organism: Trematomus bernacchii (emerald rockcod)
Lineage: Eukaryota; Metazoa; Chordata; Actinopteri; Perciformes; Nototheniidae
Gene: cd7al
Product: cd7 antigen-like
Exons: 4
Coding region: 377-1093 (238 amino acids)
Biological process (GO): adaptive immune response
Cellular component (GO): membrane
Molecular function (GO): signaling receptor activity
Source: RefSeq, a predicted model, not a curated record